Molecule: messenger RNA, 1051 nt
Organism: Aureobasidium pullulans EXF-150
Lineage: Eukaryota; Fungi; Ascomycota; Dothideomycetes; Dothideales; Saccotheciaceae
Exons: 2
Coding region: 389-952 (187 amino acids)
Source: RefSeq, a predicted model, not a curated record
AGCGGCUCGGCACGGACAACCUUAUUAAUGCCAACCAUCGCAUUACCAAUAUGAUCCGAGUGUUCGUCCAACCUCUCACCGUCAAGCAUGUAGAUUUCAAAAUUGCACCCAUCUUCGAGAAUGAUAAAGGGAUUCGAACGUUGUCAGGCCAGACACAUGCAAUGCUCGCCGUGCCCUCGGGUUUGAUCUCGGACAUCCGAACCGGGAAGGAGCAACUGUCCGACCGGAAGCAGAAUCGAUGACCACACUUGCCUGCAGGGGAUGCAUACCAUUGGUUACGAUGUUGUGUAUAUAAGGUCCUGCACUGUAGGUUCCUCAAAGUACUACAUCGUCUUUCCAUCACCUCACUGCCACGUACUUCGCCCAGCUUUGCACCACGAAUAAGCACAUGAGCCUUGUUUUUACUUCACAUAAAUCCAUCGCUCGAACGACACUUCCUCGACUCUUGAAUCUCUCAGCUUCUACAACCUUCAGAUUUGCCAGAAGCUUCUCACACCCUCAAAUAUCAACCAUGUCUCUCCCAAGCCCUGUACCAAUCGCCCUCUGCGGCAAGAGCCAGACAAUGGCCACCAACUUCAGCGACAGCAUGUCAAAGGAAGGCUACGAAGUCGUCCACACCUGCCACGAUCUCGAUUCUGCAAAAUCCACCCUCCCUUCCCUUCUAACCUCCUCCACCGGCCCCCUCGCCGUCGUAAUCGGAAAAGGCUUCUACGAAUCCGAAAUGCAAGACAUCAUCAAGCAUUGCCAAUCAGAAGCAGGCAGUGCAAAGACUGUCUGGUUGUUGCCCGAUGAUGACAAGUUUACUGCGUAUAUGAAGGUCAAGGCCGUGGCUUCGGCCGGGACCAUGCUGCCCGGUAUGAUUGCUGAGAGGGCAGCUGCUGCGUUGAAGGAGAAUGGUGUUGUGGGCGGUGGUAGUACUGAGGGGGUUAAGAGUGGUGUGCAUGGUUUCUGAGUGAGAAGUGGGUAUCUCUGGCAGAGGUGUAGGGUGAUUUUGUAGUUAUCAGAAUGCAAGAACCUAUCUGAUGUUUUGAACUCGUCCAGUGAGAUAACU